Messenger RNA from Sipha flava (yellow sugarcane aphid), 2396 nucleotides. RefSeq names its product nitric oxide-associated protein 1. The transcript has 5 exons. NCBI's taxonomy places the organism in Eukaryota, Metazoa, Arthropoda, Insecta, Hemiptera, Aphididae. Bases 275 to 2347 code for a protein of 690 amino acids. The record is from RefSeq and is a predicted model, not a curated record. Gene Ontology annotation, molecular function: GTP binding.
AUAAAUAGUUUCUAAUAGGCCGAUGAUGAUUAUUCUUCAUUAUCAAUUGUUGUUGUUCUGAUAAAGUGAUAACAUACUAAUAACAUAUUGAUAACAUAUGCGCACGUGAGUUCGAACAAAUAUUGAAAUACCAGUACGAUCUUAUAGGUUGGUGUACUAACGGUGAUGUGAUGUCACUUCUCAAGAAUGAAUCUACAGAAUCAUUAUUCUUAGUGCAUGUGAAAUAGUGCUUAAUUAUCCGUCAGAAUCGUUUUGUUAUGUGUGAAAUUUUACGAUGUUCGUCAACCGUUUAGUUUGGUUGCACUUGAAACGACGAUCUUGUGCCUACAGUCAAUCAACGGCUUUGAAAAACGAUGUAUUGGAUAAAAUCGUGUACAAUUCGGUGUUACAGGACAGUAAGAGCUCCCAAUAUUGGCGUAAAGUGGGAGAAAAAAAAAAAAUUUUAAAACGGAUAGAAUUUAAACAUGAUAUUGAACCUGUAUCCUUGCAAUACCUAGAUGGAUAUAUUGAACAAAAAGAUUCAGCUCCAAAGCCUAUAGUAGUCAAAGGAUCUGAAGACAGACCGCAUGUUUUACCAUACAGCAUUGUCAGUAAAGUUAAUUCCAUUAACAAUGACGAGAAACAAAUUGAAGAAAAUGAAGAUAACGAAAUUUAUUAUGAUUAUGAGCUCAAUGAAUUGAUGAAUAAAAACUGGAUGAGUGAUUAUGAAUGUUAUGAAGAAAGAAAUUUGGAGGAGGAAAAUAAUAUUCCUUCAUGGACUUCAAAAUAUGGUACACCUGAUCCAUCUAUAAACAUCAGCCAUGUACCUUGUGGUGGCUGUGGAGCAUUAUUGCAAUGUCAGAAUGUGUCAAUACCUGGCUACUUGCCCAGCGAAUUAUUUUGUCACUGUUCACCUGAAGAUUUGCGUACUAUGGUGUGCCAACGAUGUCAUUUUAUGUUGAAGUAUAAAACAGCUCUUUCUGUACAAGUUGACCCUAUUGAUUAUCCAAAAUUAUUAUAUCCCUUGAAAAAAAAACGAGUCCUUAUUAUUUUAAUGGUAGAUUUAACAGACUUUCCUUGCAGUAUUUGGCCAAAUAUAACGGAAUGUAUUGGUACAAAUAAACCUGUGGUAAUUGUUGGUAAUAAAUUAGAUUUGUUACCUGGUGAUUUUCCUGGAUGGAUCAAUCAUGUGCAGAAAACUUUAGUUCAAAGUAUUCCGAAAGAAAUAAAUAUCAAACAUGUAGCUGUUGUUAGUGCCAAAACAGGAUUUGGAAUCGAAGAAUUAAUUAAUAAAUUACAUACUCUCUGGCAAACUAGAGGCGAUGUAUAUUUAAUUGGAUGUACUAAUGUAGGCAAGUCUACAAUGUUUAAUACAUUAUUACAAUCAGAUUAUUGUAAAGUAAAAGCUGUUGAUCUAGUGCAAAGAGCAACAACAUCGCCUUGGCCUGGUACAACAUUAAAUUUACUUAAGUUUCCUAUAAUGCGACCAUCCAAUUGGAGAUUGUAUAUGAGAACUCAACGUCUUAUGUCAGAAAGUAAGGAAAGAGUUCUAGAACAACAAAUGGAAGCGGACCAAAGACGCUCACUGAGAAUGAAAAUUGAUGAUCUACCUUCUAUUAUUGGUCGGAUUGGUUAUACUUUUUACAAUCCAUUAAGUAAUGAUACGGUUUUAAAAAAAAAUGAAAAUGACUCUUUUGCUUCUAACAUAGUAAAACCUAAAGAAAAUCGUGUCACUAGUAGUUCUUUGGGUUUAGAUGAGAAUGAUCCACAAUUUAAAUUUAGUAAAUGGGUGUUUGAUACUCCGGGUGUAGUUCAUCCAGAUCAAUCAAUUAAUUUGCUUACUACAGAAGAGUUGAUGAUGACUCUGCCCACCACUGUUAUGGAACCAAGAACGUUUAACUUAAGAACUAUGCAAACACUAUUUGUUGGUGGUCUUGGACGAAUAGAUUGCUUGAAAACCUCAGAAAAAUUUGUACGUUUCACUGUAUUUAGUGCUUCUACACUUCCAAUCACUGUUUGUGAUUUUAAUGACGCGGAUGAGAUUUACAAAAAACUUUUAGGCACACAUUUAUUUGCCGUUCCAUGUGGUGGUAAAAAAAGGCUGGAAAAGUGGCCUGGUUUAAGUUGUUACAAGAAACCAAUUCAAUUAACUGGAAUUGAUCAUAAAACUAGUUGUGCAGAUAUUGUUCUGUCGUCUGCUGGAUGGGUAGCUGUGACUCCAUUUAAAAAUGAUGUUUGUGAUGUACAAGCUUGGACACCUGAAUGUCGAGGCAUUUAUGUUCGUACUACACCAUUGUUAAGGUAUGCUGUUAACAACCGAGGACCAAGAUUAAAAUUUACCCCUACAUUUUAUACUAAAAAGGAGUAAAUAUAUUAUAUUGUUGAUCAAUAAAAACGAUGUUCAUAGGAUAUAUAUA